AUGGCCUUCGUGAAGUCUAUCCGAGAAGGGGGCGAUAUCGACGAUAUCAGCGAGAAGAACGGUGUUCCUGCCCGCAACUUGUUCCGAUGGGUUGGAGAAGACACAAAAUGGCACGAAGAGGGGAAUGAAGGCCCCUUACACCUUCAGCAAACGGUUAAAGGAGCUCCUGUUGGAAGGAAGGACAUCGUCAGAAAAGCCAGCCACAUUUUCAAAGAUGGUUAUUCAUCAACCAUCGGUGUCGAAGGUGCGCAAUUACGUGACAAAAAUGGAAGUGGCUACUUUUUCGGGUCUUUGGCUAAGGUUAUCGUGGAAGAGAACAUGGACGCGACUCGCGUGUUCAACGUUGAUGAAACUGCACUCGAGAGUUCCCGCAAAACAACACGCGUGCGUGCAGUAGCGAUGGAGGCUUUGUCGUACCUCCUUUAUUUGUUCUACCUUGUGAACCAGUGGAAAAUGAAGUUCUUGAACAAUGUAGUAUACCUGGAGCUGCAGUUACAACUACAACAAGGCGUUUAUGACAGCGACUCUAUUUGCUAA
Messenger RNA from Phytophthora nicotianae INRA-310, 537 nucleotides. RefSeq lists its product as hypothetical. The transcript is spliced from 4 exons. Lineage: Eukaryota; Oomycota; Peronosporomycetes; Peronosporales; Peronosporaceae. The coding region runs from base 1 to 537 and encodes 178 amino acids. The record is from RefSeq and is a predicted model, not a curated record.